Salvia hispanica is the source of this 625-nucleotide messenger RNA. RefSeq names its product basic form of pathogenesis-related protein 1-like. Lineage: Eukaryota; Viridiplantae; Streptophyta; Magnoliopsida; Lamiales; Lamiaceae. The record is from RefSeq and is a predicted model, not a curated record.
AUGGAGUCUUCCACCAUUUCCCUGUUCCUAACACUUUCCCUCGUCGCCGCCACCGCUGCCGGACAGAGCUCGUCAGAGGAAUACCUGGACUUCCUGGAAGCCCACAACCGCGCUCGAGCUGAGGUGGGCGUCCAGCCCCUGGAAUGGAGCAACAUCGUCGAGAACUUCGCCGUCACCUACGCCCAGAGGCCCGACAACAACUGCAGUCUGGUGGAGUCCAGGGAGGCGUACGGGGAGAACCAGGCUAGCAGGAUGGGGCAGCUUUCGGCGGAGGACGCGGUGAACAUUUGGGUGAGCGAGAAGCCCAACUAUGACUACACCUCCAACUCCUGCGUUGGAGGGCCGUGCCAGAACUACACGCAGGUUGUGUGGGCCAACUCAACUGAAUUAGGCUGCGCCAGGCAGCAGUGCACUAACGGCCUCGUCUUCGCCAUCUGCUACUAUAAUCCGCCCGGAAAUUUCAUCGGCGAACGCCCCUACUAGCUACUCUUCACCUAUGCUCCACUGUUGGAUAUGUAACACUAUCUAUUUUCAUUGUUGGUUGGUUGGUUGCCUAUGAUAAACCCAAUGUCAUGCAUGUCAUGUGUGUAUUGUUUGUUUAUGUAAUUUCAAAAGCUAUUUUACG